AGCACAUCUACUAUCAUCCCAUUCAUAUCCGUCUACUACGUAUAGCGGUCGUUGCCCCGUUCCAUCUCUUCCUUCAUUUCUCUCCCCAGGUACCGGCCUAUCUCUUAUGACAUUUUUCUGCGGAUCAACAUGUUCUGAUACGGUAUACUGGAAAAAGAACAGUGGCGGAACUGCCGUCCAAUUCGUUCGUUCUAGCUACUGCGAACAAUGUCUUCCGUCUCCGGCAGGUCGUUUCCGUUGCCUAUAUUCGCCAUGCACGACAAUAUACCACAUCCAUACUGUAGCCACCAUCAUUUCCGACACUUAAUCCUAGUCUUUUCUCAUCAUCAAAUAUAAAUUGCGUAUGUUGUUGAUCAUAAAAUUGCCCUUCAUGAAGUUACAUCUACUAUAACACGAAUUGCAAUACAACGUCCUCCCCACUAUGCGUCGUCCGCGUGAAUCCCUCGACUUACUGCAAGAUGAUGAGACGUUUAGCCAGAGUCUCGGCUUCAGGUGGUGGGUCAAUCUGCACUGCAUUGACGCACACCAUGAUAUGAUUUUUUAUCAUGAUAUUACAUACUCCGAGUCCUCUGCCUGGCCAAAAAGAGAACAAAAAGGUCCUUCGAAGGUGAUCUUGGAUGACCCGAGUUUACAUGUACAAGGAUCAGUCGUAUAUGUUUGGGAAGGCCAAUUCAAGGGCUAUCACGUCAGUACAGAAGAUUUAUUUAUUCAAGUCGAGGAGCGAGCAAAGAAGCAAUAUUUCAGUCAAGAGGAAUGUUUUGCUUCAGGUCUUUUGGGGACUUUUGAUCAAAUUGAGCAGUUCAAGAUGGCUAAUCCUUACUCUCAUGACCAUUAUUAUCCCUCUAGUAUGGCUUCGAUCGACGACGACAGGGCCUCACCUGUGUUCCCUGAUUUAACUCAACACACUACUUUGGGCCAAAACAUAGGUACUGCUUUGAAGUCUGCUCACAAGAUCCACUUUUCGUCUGCUCUGCCCGAGAUGCGAAUCACCUCGCCCGGUCCUAUCAAACCCAACAAAGCCAUCGAUACUGAACCCGGCGAAUCGGACAGUGACUCCCCUUCCCACAAGAACAUGAAUCUACCUGGAAACUAUCGCAGAUCGCCUAUCGGUCCCCAGCGUCUGUUCAGUCACAAUUCAACUCAUUACAGUAAUAACAGAAUCAGUCUCGAGGCCAAACUCGAUGCAAGAGAAGCCAACCUGCUCAAGCGCGAGGCAUUUGUGAAGAGACGGGAGGUAGAGAUUGUGAAACGUGAACACGAGUUUGAGCAACGUCUCUACUCGGCCGAAGAAGCAUCCCGCAAGCGAGACGCUAAACUGUCUGAUCGCGAAGCGAUUCUCAGAGCUUGUGAAGAGAGACUUGGCCGGAAAUGGGACAAGUUAUGUGACAAUGAAGUCGAAGUCUUCGAACUGAAACAAAAUGCCCGGGAACGAUUUCAGCUUUUAGAAGAAGUGGAGGAGAUUAACGGGUUCCUCAGAGCCAAGCUCGAGCCCGUAUGCCAAUGCAUCCGAACCCCUCAUUCACCUGCCUGGGGUACUGGUAACGUCAUCCGUCCUCAAGUCCAACUUCGCUACCCUGUCUGGGUCACUGUUAUAGGUAAAGACAGGAAAGACAAAGCAGUCCGCGUGCUGUCCAUUACUGGUAUUCCCACUGAGGCCAAUGUGGCGAGGACUGCGGCCACAGAAUUCAAAAACUGGGCGUUGCCUUUUGGCCAUAUCUAUCGCAUCAGACUGAACAACAAUUGUUCCGAGAAGCUGAGCAAAUGGGCCUCUACGGAAGCAAAAUUGAUCGAUAGAUAUGGCUUUGAAAUGUUUUUCCAGAGAGUAGGGGAAAACACCUUCGUCAGGUUUGGCCCAAUGUUGGAUAUUAUUUUUGAACCUGUUAGCCCUAAUGUCGACAUUUCGACACCCGUUCCAAUUCCUUUCGCUUCAGCCAGCACAGGAUCCAUUCCAGGAAAUGGGCAAACAAGCAAGAUCAAGAAGGAAAAAGUAAAGAUAACGCCAAAAUUCCCUCCCGCCAUUGCGGGUCUUGCGAGAAACCAGCAAAAACCUGUGCCCGAAGUGUCGCCAAUGGAAUGAGCUUGACCAUCUUUGAACGAAGCGGCGGAAAUAGAAGUGAAAACUGCGUGUUCCCAGUUGUAUGAUAAAGAACUGUAUGCAUCCAGAUUGUGUG
Molecule: messenger RNA, 2171 nt
Organism: Cryptococcus deneoformans JEC21
Lineage: Eukaryota; Fungi; Basidiomycota; Tremellomycetes; Tremellales; Cryptococcaceae
Product: expressed protein
Exons: 3
Coding region: 422-2077 (551 amino acids)
Source: RefSeq, a predicted model, not a curated record